CCAGUGGUGGUGCUGGCCUCGCGGGUCCGCUUCUGCCGCUCAAACGUGAUCCGCCACUUUGCUUGCGAGCACAUGGCCCUGAUGAAACUCUCCUGUGGCGACAUCUCACUGAAUAAGACUGUGGGGCUCACUGUUCGCAUCUUCAACAGAGUCCUGGAUAUGCUCCUGCUAGGCGCCUCCUACUCCCGCAUCAUCCAUGCUGCCUUCAGGAUCUCAUCAGGUGGAGCACGGUCCAAAGCCCUGAACACCUGUGGCUCCCACCUGCUGGUCAUCUUCACUGUCUACUCCUCCACCAUGUCCUCAUCCAUUGUCUACCGUGUGGCGCGCACUGCCUCCCAAGACGUGCACAACCUGCUCAGUGCUUUCUACCUGUUGCUCCCAUGUCUGGUCAACCCCAUCAUCUAUGGAGCCAGAACCAAGGAAAUCAGGCAGCACCUGGUUGCUCUGUUCCAAAGGACUCAGCAACAGGCCUCCACUGAGAAGUCCCAGUCCCUGCCCUCGAAUAGAGAGCUUCCUGGAUGA
Molecule: messenger RNA, 522 nt
Organism: Mastomys coucha (southern multimammate mouse)
Lineage: Eukaryota; Metazoa; Chordata; Mammalia; Rodentia; Muridae
Product: olfactory receptor 52K1-like
Exons: 1
Biological process (GO): G protein-coupled receptor signaling pathway
Cellular component (GO): membrane
Molecular function (GO): olfactory receptor activity
Source: RefSeq, a predicted model, not a curated record